AAAGUUCUCUAUCGACAACAAAAGAAUCUAGUAGGUCAUAUAAAUUUCAAUGAUUAUUUUGCUCAUGUCAACCCUCAUUUAUAAUAAAUAAAUGCCGUCUAUAUAUUCGAGAAAAUACCUUGAAUUAUGGAAAUAACGGGUAAUACAACAGAAAAUAUAGUAGAACAUUCAAAUUCUAGAUUGGUUAUAUCUAAUAAAAAUAUUGAAUCUGUUUUUGAACUACCUAGUGACAACAACAAUACAAAGGAAUGGAAAUCUAAUAGUAAUCAGUUCAAAUCGAAUGAAUUAGUAAUCAAAAAAAGUAAUCGAAUAUUAAAUUUGUUGAAACAAACAUUCGUUGAAAUAUGCCUUACCGGUUCAAUGCUUAAGACACAAACGCAUUUAUAUAACAAAAGUUAUUUUGGUAAAAAGAACAAUAAAUGUUUCAAAAAAUUAACUUAUCAUCUGGAAAGAAUUUUAUAUACACUUUUAAUUAUUAUUGACGUUGUUCUACGUGGUUUUGGGCAAGUGUUUCUAUGUAAUCAUCCAAUCACUGGAAUAUUGAUUAGUGUUGGAUUGUACUUAACAUCUGUUAAAUUGUUAAUAUAUGCAAUAGUUGGUGCUUCUUGUUCUACAGUUGCUGCUAUGAUUAUAUCGUUACCACCCUUUAGUGAAGUGGGUUCCGGCCUUCUAGGAUAUGAUGGCGCUUUGAUAGGAUGUGCUGUGUGUUCAUACAUAUCUGCAGACCAGGUAACAGGUCGUGGAUCAAAUGUUGUGCUAUCUACGUUUAACUCUAGUGGUAUGGUCAUUAAUGCCGUACUAGCGGCUGUUAGUGGUGUCAUUCAUAUGGCUAGUAAAAACAUGAACGAGUUGCCUGCUUUAACUUUGUCUUUUAAUAUCACAUGCAUGUUAUUUUUAAUUAUCAUUGGUAAUGGUAAGGGUGAUAUUUCAUCGUUGCAUUGGGGUCGCUUACCAAGUAAUUACACCCAAGAUAUGGCAAACAAAAAUGUCUCGUUAGAUUGGGUGGCUCCUUCGUUUACUUUUUUUUAUGAUGCUGCUGUUCGUGGUGUGGGACAGUUUAUGUUUAUUAAUACAACAUUAGGUGGAUGGAUGGUCGUUAUUGGAAUUGCUAUUGCUAAUAAAUAUGCAGCGUUGGCUUCUGUGUGUGGAGCACUCACAGCUGCAAUUAUAGCUCGAUAUGUACUAAUUGUUCCAAAAGCAAGUCUGAUUGCAGUACAUAAUGGGAUAUAUGGUUAUAGCGCUGCUGGUGCUGCUGCUUCCAUAGGUGGUGGAGUUUUUUUUCGAACCUCGUUUGCAGCAUUCAUUGUUGGAAUUUUUACCGCUGCUCUUACUGUUUUCAUUCAAGUUGCUGUGGAAGCAAUCUUAUUUAAUAAUUUUCUUCAAUUGCCUGUAUUAACCAUACCUUUUGUAGCCACUACAUGGUUGAUUUUGACUGCACGAUCAGCGUGGUUAGAUCCAUUAGACAAUGAGGAUGAAAUUUCAGUUGAUGUAGAAAAUAAAUCGCGUAUUGACGAAGAAAAUAAUAACAUUGAGAAUAUUGUAUUAAAAAAUAUGUUUGAAAAAAACCAAACGAUAUUACCCUCUUUAUCGCAGGUGGCAGAUGUUAAAAAAUCCAUUAUUAAAAAAAAAGUAUCAUGGAAAGAACGUGAUUGUGGUCAAUUAGAUCGAAGAAAAAAAAUUACUCAGUUCAAAAUGGUGCGAAAGUUACUUCCUUUUUAGCUACUAUAGUUUAUAUAAGUAUAUGCACACACACACUGAAAAAAAUUGAUAUUUUUUGCAAAAAACAAAGAACAAUAAUUUUUUUGAAUAAAACAUUUUAACUUUAGAAAAGUAUGUUAGUUCUUGUUUUUUUGUCUUCUUGUUUUCGUUUUGUAUAAACAUAAUAGUUAUGUUUAGAAAAGUUGAUGAUAA
This is a messenger RNA of Hydra vulgaris (swiftwater hydra), 1911 nucleotides long. Its product is annotated as urea transporter 2. The record is from RefSeq and is a predicted model, not a curated record. Gene Ontology annotation, biological process: urea transmembrane transport. Gene Ontology annotation, molecular function: urea transmembrane transporter activity. NCBI's taxonomy places the organism in Eukaryota, Metazoa, Cnidaria, Hydrozoa, Anthoathecata, Hydridae. Gene Ontology annotation, cellular component: membrane.